GAAUAGUGUAAGGGACAUGUCAGGGGAAGUGUUAGCCAGGGACGGAUUGAGGGCAGAGGGAAUUGUUAGCCUGUUUUGGAGAUUGGGAAGGGGAUACGAUGUUGUAGCAUGGCUGAGGUAAUAGAUUUUCUGUAUUCUGCACCUGGGACGGGCAACCCCGGGACAGAAUGGGGAGUGAGAGGCUGGACGGCAGCCAGUGGAAAGGGACAUGGGGGUCUUGGUCGAUGGCAAGCUGAACAUGAGCCAGCAGUGCCCUGGCAGCCAGGAGGGCCAGGCGGGUUCUGGGGGCAUCAGGCACAGCAUGGCCGGCCAGGCUAGGGAGGGGAUUGCCCUGCUCUGCUCUGCCCUGGGACAGCCUCACCUUGGAUAUUCUGUGCAGUUUUGUACCUCGCAGGAAAGACAUUAAUCUCUUGGAGAGCUUCCAAAGGAGGGCCAUGAGGAUGGUGAAGGGUCCUAAGGGGAAGCCAUAUGAGGAGUGGCUGAGGUCAUUGGUCUGUCCAGCCUGGAGAAAAGGGGACUGAGGGGAGACCUCAUUGCAGUCUGCAACUUCCUCGUGCGGGGGCUGGUACCAAUCUCCUCUCUAGUAACCAGUGAGAGGAUUUGAGGGAUGGAUGGCCUAAAGCUGAUUUAAAGGCAUGUUUGGACAAUGCUGUCAGGCACAUGGUGUGAUUCUUGGAGUGUCCUGCAUAGGGCCCGAAGUUGGACUCAAUGAUUCUGACAGGACCCUUCCAACUCAGUGUAUUCUGUGAGUCUAUAAAUGUUGGGGACUUAGGGAGUGGAGGCUUCUGGUAGUGCAGCUGCUCAGUAUAUGGAGAUUAUUAUGUGAGUGCAAGUGCUAGUUUGGAUGGUGUUAAUGGUAAUGAUUUGGCUCAUGGGAGUGGUGAGCUGCUGUACAGGUGGUCUCUGUAAACAGUGUCUGGAAAGUCACUGUAGUUGGGUUGCAGUGUCAGGAAACUGCGUGCUCCUUCUGAGGAUGCAAUGACAGUGUAGUUGUUGCUUGAGACAGUGCUGGUGCUGAUAAAGAGGAUCAGUCAAGAGCCUCACAAUUUUGUUUGGGAGAACAAAUAGAUCUUUCCAUCUCUAAAUAUUGUACUGUGGGUUUCAAAUGUGCAGUCAAUCCUCAGUCCCCUUAAAUAUGUUCCUCUCUCUCUCAUGUCACAAGUAUUAAAAAUUAAAAAAAAAAAAACAAAAAAAAAACAUGGAAGAGAGUAAGAAAAAGAAGAAACCAGAAGAGCAAGAUCAAGAGCCUGAAUCAGAUUUACCCGAAGCCUUACUAGAAUAUCACAUUGCGGCAAAAGAAGCAGCAAUUGCACGGGUUUUGUUUCAUCUGGAAGGAUUGGAAGAAAAGAUCAAAGAAAAUAUUAAAAAGAAUGUUGUUCUGAAGGAAGAACAAAAGGUGCUUAUCAGGCGCUUAGUAAGGCAAAUAGAAGAAAAGGAGAAAAAACGAGAUGAGAAGGAGGUUGUAACCAGGGAUGAUGUGGAAGAGUCACUGAAAGCAGUUUUUCAGUUUGUGAAGGACAAGGAACAACUUCUUCAAGAUCUGUGCUCCCAAAUUGAAGAAACUAAGAAAAAAAUUGCAGAAAAGCAGCGUGAGAGAGAUUAUUGGUUGGAGUACAAAAAUGUCGGAAGUAAAAUACAUGCUGAGAGGAUUAGCAGUCUGGAAAAAGACAUUGCAGAUGUCAAAUAUGAACUUGAAAGAACUGAAGAAUAUUAUAAAGAAGCUUUGGAAGUUGUGAAAGAAGAAAAUCAGAAACUGUUUGACAGGCACAUGAAAUUACUCAGUGAAGAAGCUCUUAAGAAUGCUGUGGGAUACUUAGACAAAGACUGUCGCAGAGAGAUUGAGGAGAAUGAGUGGCUCAAAGAAGAGGUUAAGAUCUACCGAAAGGAAGAAAGGGAUUUGAAAGCUUCUGUCCAACUCCUGGAAGAAGAAAAUACCACUUUAGUGGCAAAAUUGAUUGAUAUCAAACUUCAGCAACUAAGAGUAUCAGGGUAUUUGUUUCAUACAAAGGGAGCUGGCUUGCAAGAACUUCCUAAGGAUGAAAUAAAAAGGGGAAAAAGAGAAUAUACAGCAAAGACAGAUGGAAAGAGCCUCAGAAGUGCCUUUCCAAAGAUUCGGGCUAAAACAGAUUAUAAGAAGCCUCCAGACAGUGAUGAAAAAUCACGGAAAAAAUUCUUCACUCCAGCCCUAGACAGCUUGUUGUAUGAAGAUGAAGAAGAGUUCCAGGCAUACUCAAAACUGGGACCUCUGAAGAGAAGGCUGCUUGUGGUUGGAAAAGCUGUGCCUGCUUGUAAGGAGCCAGAAGAAAUGCCAAGCUGGAGCCACAGAGAAAAGGAUACUGUUGGUAAAUCAGAUGGGCAUAUCACAGCUAAGAUGAUCAAGGCCUUAUUUAAGGAAAAUGUUGAUGAAAACUAGACAAGCUGUGCUGUUUGCACAGAAAUGUAACAUUCUCAGUUAAUUAAAUAUUUGCUCUCUUCUGUGUGG
Passer domesticus (house sparrow) is the source of this 2482-nucleotide messenger RNA. It is a transcript of the gene CCDC83, whose product is annotated as coiled-coil domain containing 83. The transcript is spliced from 11 exons. Lineage: Eukaryota; Metazoa; Chordata; Aves; Passeriformes; Passeridae. The record is from RefSeq and is a predicted model, not a curated record. Bases 1199 to 2413 code for a protein of 404 amino acids.